AUGAGCAGCCAUGAAUUCGCCGCAAUGCGCGUCGCCCAGAGCCGCGAGCGCCACGAGGCGCGCGUCGAAGCGCUGCAGACGCGCGACGCCGACAAAGCCCUCGACUGCGUCGGCGACGGCUCCUUCCGCAUCGCCAAGCAGACGAUCAGUUUGGUAAGGGAGAUCACGCCGCUCGUGACGCCGGACCUGCGCGCCAAGGUCCAUUACACCGGUUGGCUCGCGCCGGUGCCGGCGGACAGCGCCGCGCCGCUGAUCAAUGAUGCCUUAAUAAAGCAGGCGACGAGCGCGCGACCCUUCGACUCGUCGCGCGGCCGCCAGCCGUUCAGCUUCGUCGUCGGCCACCGCCAGGUGAUCGGGGGCUGGGACGCCGCCGUGGCCGCGAUGAAGGUCGGCGAGCGCACGCCUGUGUGGGAAUCAAAUUUCGGGCGCCCUACUACCUCCAUAACCUAACUCACUGGGUUGAUGGCCACACAGGCGUGCUCGCAUCCUGAUCGCGCCGGAGCACGGCUACGGCGAGCGCGGCGCGGGCGGCGCGAUCCCGCCGGAUUCGUGGUUACUCUUCGACGUCGAGGUCCUGAGCGCCGAGGCCGACCCCGAGCCCGCGUUCAGCACGCCUUCUCUCCUCGCGAUCAUUCCGAUCCUCGGCAUUCUGAUCUACUACCUCGGCUUCCGCGACGACAUCUGGGAGGACAUGGGGGGCAAGGCCGAGCUCUGACGACGCAAGCCUCUCGCGAAAAGAGGACUGCGCGCAUUCUGGGUUCCCGCGGAGCAGUGUUAAGUGUACAUAGCAGCAAUAAAAGUCACACAAGAUUACGAAAGCAAAAUCACACG
Molecule: messenger RNA, 831 nt
Organism: Pelagomonas calceolata
Lineage: Eukaryota; Pelagophyceae; Pelagomonadales; Pelagomonadaceae
Source: the annotation of a GenBank genome assembly